Penicillium cataractarum is the source of this 999-nucleotide messenger RNA. RefSeq names its product NAD(P)H-dependent flavin oxidoreductase. The coding region runs from base 1 to 999 and encodes 332 amino acids. Gene Ontology annotation, molecular function: nitronate monooxygenase activity. Lineage: Eukaryota; Fungi; Ascomycota; Eurotiomycetes; Eurotiales; Aspergillaceae. The record is from RefSeq and is a predicted model, not a curated record. The transcript has 4 exons.
AUGCCUUUCAACACGGCCCUCACCCGCAAGUUGGGCAUUCGCGUCCCUGUUGUGCAGGGUGGUAUGCAGUGGGUUGGAUAUGCCGAGCUGGCCUCGGCUGUCAGCAACGCCGGUGGUCUGGGUUUGCUCACUGCCCUCACUCAACCCACCCCUGAAGACCUGCGCAAGGAAAUCCGACGAUGCCGUGAAAUGACCAAGUACCCCUUCGGUGUCAACCUGACCCUCCUCCCCGCCAUGGUUCCCCCCGACUACGGUGCCUACGCCCAGGUCAUCAUCGAUGAGGGCAUCAAGAUAGUCGAGACUGCCGGCAACAACCCUGGCCCCGUCAUCAAGCAGCUCAAGAAGGCGGGCAUCACCAUCCUCCACAAGUGCACCACUAUCCGCCACGCCAAGUCCGCCGUGAAGCUGGGUGUUGACUUCCUCUCCAUCGAUGGCUUCGAGUGUGCUGGCCACGUCGGCGAGCACGAUAUCACCAACUUCAUUCUCCUGAGCCGUGCCCGUCAGGACCUCGGCGUUCCUUUCAUUGCUUCUGGUGGUUUCGCCGAUGGCCACGGUCUGGCUGCUGCCCUGGCUCUCGGCGCCGAGGGUAUUAACAUGGGUACCCGCUUCAUGAGCACCGUCGAGGCUCCUAUUCACCAAAAUAUUAAGGAGACUAUCGUCAAGGCGCAGGAGACCGACACCGCUCUUGUGCUGCGUCGGUGGAAGAACACUUCCCGCCUGUUCGCUAACAAGGUCACCCAGGACGCUCUUAAGAUUGAGAAGGAGAGCACGACUGGUGACUUUGCUGAGAUUGGCCCCUAUGUGAGCGGCAAGCGUGGUCGCCAGGUCUUCCUGAACGGUGACCCCGACUAUGGUGUCUGGACCGCUGGCCAGGUUAUUGGCCUGAUUCAUGAUAUCCCGACCUGCGAGGUCCUGCUCCGUCGUAUUGAGAAGGAGGCUUUGGAGUCUAUGACCCGUGCCCGGAGUCUGUACAGCGACGCCCCGGCUGCUAAGCUGUAA